Aphanomyces invadans is the source of this 766-nucleotide messenger RNA. RefSeq lists its product as hypothetical. Lineage: Eukaryota; Oomycota; Saprolegniomycetes; Saprolegniales; Verrucalvaceae. The annotation marks the transcript as partial. The transcript has a single exon. The record is from RefSeq and is a predicted model, not a curated record.
CCCUGCCACUGACCAGCAUCACCGCGUGGGAAGCGUUGUUCCACCGCCUCGGCGUCCCGACUACUGCCACGACCGCUCCCAAGACCAACAAACCCGUCUCCAUCCUCAUCCUCAACGGCGCCGGCGGCGUCGGCUCCAUCGCCAUCCAGCUCGCCAAACAACUCACGGACCUCACCGUCAUCGCGUCCGCGUCGCGUCCAGAGUCCCAGGCGUGGGUCAAGGAUCUCGGGGCCGACCACGUCGUGAACCAUCGCCAUGACAUCGUGUCCCAGCUCGCCGCGAUCGGCGUUCCCAAAGUCGACUACAUCCUUGUCUUCACAGACCUGCCGCCGUACUUCGACGCGAUCGUCGAGGUGGUCAAGCCGCAAGGCAAGAUCUGCGCCAUCGCGAGUUUCACCGACAACCUGCCGUUCCAGAAGCUGUUUGCCAAGAGCGUCACGUUUGUGUGGGAACUCAUGUUUACACGAGCUGUCUUCAACACAGACGAUAUGGAAGAGCAGCAUCACCUGCUCAACCAAGUCAGUGCUUUAGUGGACGCGAAGCGCCUUCGGUCGACGACUAGCAAAUUGGUCGGCGCCAUCAAUGCCCAGAAUCUAAAGCAAGCUCAUGCAGCUCUCGAGGCGAAGUCUGUUGUGGGCAAGUUGGUUUUCGCAGGAUUCUAAAAGCUCAACAUGCUUGUUAUGGUUCACUCAAUGCCUUGAUCGUGGCGACGGAACAGCCGAUUGUAUGCUAAUUCAAUGGUCUCGUUAUCGAUACGAGUUGCACA